This is a messenger RNA of Sesamum indicum (sesame), 2217 nucleotides long. Its product is annotated as clathrin coat assembly protein AP180. The record is from RefSeq and is a predicted model, not a curated record. Gene Ontology annotation, biological process: clathrin-dependent endocytosis; vesicle budding from membrane; clathrin coat assembly. NCBI's taxonomy places the organism in Eukaryota, Viridiplantae, Streptophyta, Magnoliopsida, Lamiales, Pedaliaceae. Gene Ontology annotation, molecular function: SNARE binding; clathrin heavy chain binding; phosphatidylinositol-4,5-bisphosphate binding. Gene Ontology annotation, cellular component: clathrin-coated vesicle; clathrin-coated pit.
CAACAAAAUCACAAAUAUUAAACUAAGAUUUAUAAAUCCUUUAGUUCGCCCAUCCAUGUAAUAGAUCACUAUUCGUUUGGUUUUUACUAUCUAGAUUUCAUAAAAUUGUUGUUCUCUCCUCUCCUCGUCGUUCCUUCUUAUCAAUUUCUUUCGACCUUUUUGUUAAUAGAUUUCUACCCAAAAAAUAAUUCGAUUGAUUUUUCUUACACAUGCAUCGAGUGUGCGAGUUGAAAAUUGAAGUUAUUAAGGAAUCAAGAGCUCGUUACAGGUGAUGAGUUAUUAAGGUUUCCAUCACCAAGGAUGACAAGCAAGCUUAAGAAGGCAAUAGCAGCAGUGAAGGAUCAAACCAGCAUUAGUCUUGCCAAGGUCUCAAAGAGCAAUUCCUCGAAUCUUGAAGUUGCGAUCCUCAAAGCCACCACGCAUGACGACGUCCCGAUGGAUGAACGAUACGUAAACGAAGUCCUAAAACUCAUCUCCUCCAACAAAAUUCAUGCUGCAGCCUGUGCUCGUGCAAUCGGGAAACGUAUAGGCCGCACCCACAGCUGGAUCGUCGCUAUAAAAUCAUUGAUGCUGGUCCUCCGGAUCUUCCAAGAUGGUGAUCCUUAUUUCCCGAGAGAGGUUCUCCACGCGAUGAAAAGGGGCGCCAAGAUUCUCAACCUCUCAAGCUUUCGAGACGAUUCAAACUCACAUCCAUGGGAUUUCACAUCCUUCGUGCGAACUUUUGCUCUUUAUCUCAACGAGCGCUUAGAUUGCUUCCUUACCGGAAAGCUGCAGAGGAGAUACACAUAUGAUGCCAAGGAGAGUCCAAUCUACCAACGCUCACAAAGCCGAAUAAUAAGGCCUAAUGAGCCUGCCUGUGAUGUAAAACCAGCAAUGUUGCUAGACAAAAUCUCAUAUUGGCAACUAUUGCUCGAACGAUCCAUCGCCACACGGCCGACAGGUGCAGCCAAGAUGAACCGGCUGGUGCAGAUAUCUCUUUACGCCAUAGUUCAAGAAAGUUUUGAGCUGUACAAAGACAUUUCCGAUGGGCUCACUCUCAUUCUAGACAGUUUUUACCAUUUACAGUUCCAGCAUUGUGUGAGCGCCUUUGAAUUAUGUGUCAAGGCUACAAAGCAGUUCAGAGAGCUAAGCGAUUUCUAUUCCUUGUGUAAGAGUAUAAAUGUCGGUAGGAGCUCCGAAUAUCCAACCGUGCAGACGAUAUCAGAAGAGUUGGUCGAGGCACUGCAAGAAUUCUUGAAGGAUCGGUCUUCAUUUCAAUCUAAUGCAAAGCCCACCAACCGGUUUCCGCUCCCCCCAUCUCCACCGUUGCGUGUCGAGCCUAGAUUAGGACCACAAGGUAACCGUAGACAGCAAGCCGCAUCCCCAAACACAACAGAUGGAUUGUUGGAAGACCUAAUAGAAGCCACAGAAACAACAACAUGCCCAGCUAUUUCCAUUGAUCUAGAGGCUUAUCCGGCAUCUCAACAAGACGACUCGUUCAGAGUAAGCGACGCACGCUCCACCCGAUCAUUGCCCGUGUCGAAUACAAUGAUGGACCUCAUAGCUGCAUGCGAUUGGUCCGAACAGCAAGACAAAGAGCAACAAGAGAAUCAGCACGAGCCAAAACAAGUAGGGUCGAUGGAUUCAUCAGCUGCCAAGAAUUGGGAGCUUGUCCUGGCUGAAACCUUAUCGUCAUCAGCCUCAUUACAAUCAAUCCCAGAAGACAACACCAAUCCAUGCCCAGACCAGACACCAUGGUUGGAGGAGAAUCAUUCAAGCAGUUCAUCCAACAGUCGGGACCUCGUCUUGUUAGAGCCCGCAAACUAUCAUUACAACCCAUUUCUGCAGAACCCAAUUCAAUCACCAGACACAUCAAGUCCCCCCACCUUUCAUGCGAUUCCUUCAUCCCCAGUGCAGAAUCCGAAUCAGACAUUAUUCGCAGCACAGAACGAGAACGAUCCUUUCGCUUCUCCCAGUGAACAUUGGUUGAGUAGAACCGUAGAUCAGCAACAUUUGCUGCAUGAACAACAGGUAUGGUUGACAAACCAACACAAGAUUAUAGCUAAACAUAUGACUUAGGUUAUUGUAGACAGCCAUGUAAUUGUAAUCUGUUCCUUUACACGGCUUCAGUUUUGCUUCUUCUUCUUCUAGUUUCAAUGCCGACAUCUUUUGUUCAAAUUGAUAUGACAUUUUGUAUUACACUUUACAUUUAAAUGAUAUGUCUAAAUAUUUCUCAAA